CUGAUGUUUCCGUAAAAUGUCAUGUGUUGCGCGUUAUCGCCUUAUUUUCGUCGUCUUGUCAAAUGUCACGUGAAACUACCGAGCAAAUAAACAUGAGAAAAUAAAUUACGAGAUUCGUGAUUAGCCUCACAAAACGUAGGUGAUGUUAAGAGGGCCAAGAAAACGUCACAAAAUCUCGAUGCUAGAGAAUACUUUACAAAGAUGAAUGCGGUGAUAGCAUUAUGCACUUUUUGCGAAAUGCACGGCCCCAAAGUCAUCUUUACCACGCAGACAUACAAAAGUUUUGAAAAUCACAACAGUGAUAAACUAAAGUUCUAUGGACCAAAGGAAGUGUUAAGGCAGGCGCAAGAUUUAUGUACUGAAAUGCAGUCUAAUUGCGAAGGAUGUCACAGCUUAGGUAAUCUUAAAUAUUUGAGCAAUGAACAUGAGACCAGGACUUCCUUUCUGUCGGCUCAACAGUCUUUGAUGCAUGACAUCGGAACUCAUCUUAAACAUGCUUGCAUAAGGAGUCUAAGCUGUGAAGUACAUCCUGGCAAAGAAGGUGUCUGUUACUUUGGAGAUGAAUCGAGGGGUCAUGUUUUGAGUCACACUUUUUCAUUGAAAGAUGCACAAGCUAGAGGACUCCGGAGGUGGUGUAGUUUCAUUGUUUUUAUGCGAGACAAGCAAUUUUUAUUGAACAUGUGGCCUUUUCUGGUAGACAAUCUAAAGGAAAUAAUCAGGGAAUUACAGGAGUUUGCUGAGAAAAAAUACAAUGCUGAAGAAGCAGAAUGCCCUCAAAGGGUUGUUAGAAUGGCUACAGUUAACAGUGGACCAGCAUUGCAGUCUAAUUCUAAUAAACAACCACGUGGUCUUAGUGAAAUUACAAAUGAAAAGCAUGUCUUUGUAAGAAUACACAUGUGGUUUGUAUGGAUACUGAGUGCAGGAGCACGACAUUUUGUAGAAAUACUACCUUUGAGUUUGUUAGACGAAGAAGUCUCUUUCAAUCUAGAACAUCAUUUGGAAACUGAAGAAGGAUUUACAUUGGUCAAUGCCAAAGCUCCUAUUAAUUUAAGUGUGGAUAACAGAAUGCCGGAUUUUAUCGAAAUUUCCAAUCUCAAUCCCAUGUCGAUUUUGAGAAACUUAAGAAAAUCGCUUGGACGUGAUCAGUUUCGACAGAUAUUAUAUGCGGCUUUAAUAGGCAUUCAGAUACUUGUUAGGGGACCGCCGCUACAGACUCUCGAAUCUUUGUACGGAUUAUGCUCACUUGUGCCGCGAGCAUGUCGAAGGGUGAGAACCAGGGCAAAUGAGUACUUGGAUUCUAAUGUAUGCAACUUUAUUAGUGUAGAUACAUCAGUUGCAGUGCCUUUACCUUGUGCAGAUGUUUGUAGACUUGACAUUCUCCCUUUGGAGCACAGGACAGAUGACACAAGGUCACAUGUGAUCAGGUGGACAGGAGUACUGCCAUUGAAGCUUCCUACUCUCUUAAUUAAAUUGGAAAAAUCGCUCGACAAUGAAAAAUUAGUUGACUCGGUACUAGAAGUACAUUUUUCUACUUUACAAGAAGAAUGGGCCAACAUUGCGAAAGUAGUUCAUGCUAUGCAUGGAAGAGGCCAUAGAGGAAAUUUGACAAAUUUAAUGCUAAGUUUAGGAGCUGGUCCACAAGACAAAAAGCUUUUAGAUGCUUGGUCUAUGGGUUUACCCUCCAAUCCUGCGUAAUAUUGCGUUCAAGAAUCAUUUUUUUUCUUGUUUCCUAGAAUGGCUAAGCAGUAUUUAUUUAUUGUAAAAAUAUGCAUGAAGGUAUAAUCUCUGUAAAUUUUAUGUGUUCAAGGUUGUGCUAUUUUUUAUUUAUUAUCAAAUUAAAAUUUGUAACUAUAGCAGUAAUAUUUGAUUUUAUAUAUUGUUGAAAGAUAUAACUUAGGCAUCAGAAAUUGUCUACAAUAAAAAUUAUUUAUGGUUGAGAAACUUGAUUUUUUCUUUCAAAACAAUUUUAACCAACACAUUUCACUUUUAUACAUUUAAAAAGUGAUUUUUCGAUGUGUACGAAAUUGACGAAAUAAAGAAAAAUAUCCUUCAUUGAGCAAUAAAAGAUGACACUUUCA
This is a messenger RNA of Phymastichus coffea, 2078 nucleotides long. Its product is annotated as folliculin. Gene Ontology annotation, molecular function: GTPase activator activity. Bases 202 to 1695 code for a protein of 497 amino acids. The record is from RefSeq and is a predicted model, not a curated record. NCBI's taxonomy places the organism in Eukaryota, Metazoa, Arthropoda, Insecta, Hymenoptera, Eulophidae. Gene Ontology annotation, cellular component: cytosol. The transcript has 8 exons. Gene Ontology annotation, biological process: negative regulation of transcription by RNA polymerase II; positive regulation of TORC1 signaling; positive regulation of transforming growth factor beta receptor signaling pathway.